Molecule: messenger RNA, 2258 nt
Organism: Arabidopsis thaliana (thale cress)
Lineage: Eukaryota; Viridiplantae; Streptophyta; Magnoliopsida; Brassicales; Brassicaceae
Gene: RGL3
Product: RGA-like protein 3
Exons: 1
Coding region: 360-1931 (523 amino acids)
Biological process (GO): gibberellic acid mediated signaling pathway
Cellular component (GO): nucleus
Source: RefSeq, marked reviewed
UGGGUAUUAAAAAAUAGUUUAAUAGACUAUGACAGUCCAUUGGACCAUUAAACAAAAACUACACGCCCUUAUCAGAGCGACGAAUUUUUUGUAACUUGGAUCAGAAAUUCAAUAAAGUUAUAGUAAUAAAAAUGAAAUAAUUUGGAAAAGAAAGAAUAGAGAAGAAAACACAUGCGAAAUUAUAAUGGCCUGCCUCUCUUCCUUCUUAUCUCUUUUACUUACACUCUCCAGGUCCCUCACUUCCCUCAUUGGACCUCUCUAACUCUCCUCUCUUACCUUCUCCUGUUUAAAUUCUUCUCCUUUCUUUCCACAAUUUCUGUCUAACCAAUUCCAACACCAAAAAAUUCCAUUUCUUGACGAUGAAACGAAGCCAUCAAGAAACGUCUGUAGAAGAAGAAGCUCCUUCAAUGGUGGAGAAGUUAGAAAAUGGUUGUGGUGGUGGUGGAGACGAUAACAUGGACGAGUUUCUUGCUGUUUUGGGUUACAAGGUUCGAUCUUCAGACAUGGCAGAUGUUGCACAGAAGCUUGAACAGCUUGAAAUGGUCUUGUCCAAUGAUAUUGCCUCUUCUAGUAAUGCCUUCAAUGACACCGUUCAUUACAAUCCUUCUGAUCUCUCCGGUUGGGCUCAGAGCAUGCUCUCGGAUCUUAAUUACUACCCGGAUCUUGACCCGAACCGGAUUUGCGAUCUGAGACCAAUCACAGACGACGAUGAGUGUUGCAGUAGCAAUAGUAACAGCAACAAGAGGAUUCGACUCGGUCCUUGGUGUGACUCAGUGACCAGCGAGUCAACUCGUUCCGUGGUGCUUAUCGAGGAGACAGGAGUUAGACUCGUUCAGGCGCUAGUGGCCUGCGCCGAGGCGGUUCAGCUGGAGAAUCUGAGCCUCGCGGAUGCUCUCGUCAAGCGCGUGGGAUUACUCGCGGCUUCUCAAGCCGGAGCCAUGGGGAAAGUCGCUACCUACUUCGCCGAAGCCCUAGCUCGUCGAAUUUACCGGAUUCAUCCUUCCGCCGCCGCCAUUGAUCCUUCCUUCGAAGAGAUUCUUCAGAUGAACUUCUACGACUCGUGUCCCUACCUGAAAUUCGCUCAUUUCACGGCCAAUCAGGCGAUUCUAGAAGCUGUUACGACGUCGCGUGUCGUACACGUAAUCGAUCUAGGGCUUAAUCAAGGUAUGCAAUGGCCGGCGUUAAUGCAAGCCUUAGCUCUCCGACCCGGUGGUCCACCGUCGUUUCGUCUCACCGGCGUUGGGAAUCCGUCGAAUCGAGAAGGGAUUCAAGAGUUAGGUUGGAAGCUAGCUCAGCUGGCUCAAGCCAUCGGCGUCGAAUUCAAAUUCAAUGGUCUAACGACGGAGAGGUUAUCCGAUUUAGAACCGGAUAUGUUCGAGACCCGAACCGAAUCGGAGACUCUAGUGGUUAAUUCGGUUUUCGAGCUUCACCCGGUUUUAUCCCAACCCGGUUCGAUCGAAAAGCUGUUAGCGACGGUUAAGGCGGUUAAACCGGGUCUCGUAACAGUGGUGGAACAAGAAGCGAACCAUAACGGUGACGUUUUCUUAGACCGGUUUAACGAAGCGCUUCACUAUUACUCGAGCUUGUUCGACUCGCUCGAAGAUGGUGUUGUGAUACCGAGUCAAGACCGAGUCAUGUCGGAGGUUUACUUAGGGAGACAGAUAUUGAACUUGGUGGCGACGGAAGGAAGCGAUAGGAUCGAGCGACACGAGACGCUGGCUCAGUGGCGAAAACGUAUGGGAUCCGCCGGGUUUGACCCGGUUAACCUCGGAUCAGACGCGUUUAAGCAAGCGAGUUUGCUAUUGGCGUUAUCUGGCGGUGGAGAUGGAUACAGAGUGGAGGAGAACGACGGAAGCCUAAUGCUUGCGUGGCAAACGAAACCUCUAAUCGCUGCAUCGGCGUGGAAACUAGCGGCGGAGUUGCGGCGGUAGAUACGUCGUCAUAAAGAGGAGAAGAAAAAAGACUUAGCGAACGUGACCUUAUGUUUUUAUUUUACUUUAACUUACCCCAGUAGUUUCGUUUUGUGACAAUUUCGCCCGAAAUAUUCCGUGCCUUAUACUUUUGGGACCCAGUUGGUUCGUUGGUCGUGGAGAUUCGAGAACGAGGAACAUGUGUGUAUGUAACAACAGCACGAGCAAGUGUUUUCAUAGUUUGAAUAAAUAUGAAAGAAAUGACGUUUAUUUUAUUUUUUGUCAACGAAUUGACGUUACGUUUAAUUUCACCCAAAAUAUAUACAAAAUGACGCAUGAAUGAAUUUG